Messenger RNA from Lactuca virosa, 1346 nucleotides. The record is from the annotation of a GenBank genome assembly. NCBI's taxonomy places the organism in Eukaryota, Viridiplantae, Streptophyta, Magnoliopsida, Asterales, Asteraceae.
ACACAGUUAUCAAAUAUUAUCACCCACACACACACACACUCCAUUUCUCUUUCAUUUCAUGUCAAUGGAGGACACCGCUAAACCUCCACCACAGUCGUCACUCUCCUUACCAUGGAGAACACGCAUUGCUGUUUCCGUUCUCACCACCGUCACCGACGCAGCUUGCCGGAAAAACGGCACUGUCAACCGUCGUCUUCUUAGCUUCGUCGACUUCCGGAAUCCGCCAACGGCAAAAUCAAUCAACGGCGUAGCGUCACACGACGUCGUUGUAGACGAGGGUCGUAACCUCUGGUUCCGUGUCUACGUACCUACACAACACGCCGGUGAAGAUCUCCCAGUGAUCGUGUUCUUUCACGGAGGCGGAUUCGUCUUCCUAGCCCCCGAUGUCCUGGUAUACGAUGCCGUUUGCCGUCGGUUCGCGAGAAAAGUGCCGGCAGUCGUUGUUUCUGUAAACUAUCGCCUUGCGCCUGAGCAUCGGUUUCCGGCGCAACAUGAUGAUUGCUUCGAUGUGCUCAAGUUUCUCGAUAAUGAAGAGAAUAGGUCAAAAUCGUUGCCGGAAAAUGCGAAUCUGUUGCGUUGCUUUCUCGCUGGAGAUAGCGCCGGUGGAAACCUAUCUCAUCAUGUUGCUCAAAGAGCCUGUGAAUUCAACUUCCAGCGACUCAAGGUAAUCGGAGUUGUAGCAAUUCAACCGUUCUUCGGCGGAGAAGAGCGGACGGAUUCCGAGAUCCGCCUUGAGGGAACACCAAAUAGUCUCAAUAAAACGAACCGAUUGGAUAUGGAAUGCAUUUCUACCACAAGGGGAAGGGUUCAACCGGGACCACCCAAUCAUCAACGUUAGCGGCCCAAACGCGGUGGAGAUAUCAAAACUAGACUUUCCGGCGACCAUGGUGGUGGUGGCGGGGUUCGACGCCUUACAUGACUGGCAAAAAAGGUACUAUGAGUGGCUGAAAAAGUCAGGGAAAGAAGUGUAUUUGUUUGAGUAUCCAAACAUGUGCCAUGCUUUCUAUAUCUUCCCAGAAUUGCCUGAAGCUGGACAACUUAUUAUGCAGGUGAAAGACUUCAUUCACAAGGUAUCGAGUAAUGUUGCUACUUUGUAGACAAAGUAGUACGUUGGUCCAUUAUCCCUUUUAAUACGUAUGCAUUGUUAGUUGUACCAAACUCUUAUUAUAUUGUACUUUUUGUGGGGUUUUAACCUUGAUGAUCUAUGGCCUAAUGGUCCAUAAGUGGCUAUGCAAUAGUACAAUCUUUAAAUACUCGUUAGUGAAGAUGAUUAAGUGGGAUAGAUUCUUGAAUAUACUUUGUCUUGUUACAAAAAAUAGGUAUGAAAUUUACCAAUUGUAAUGAGG